Racocetra persica is the source of this 1091-nucleotide messenger RNA. The record is from the annotation of a GenBank genome assembly. NCBI's taxonomy places the organism in Eukaryota, Fungi, Glomeromycota, Glomeromycetes, Diversisporales, Gigasporaceae.
GGAGUAUUGCUUACUUAACUCUUGCUGAGCGUAAGGUGAUGGGCUCAAUGCAGCGUCGCCUUGGACCUAACCAAGUGGGGAGCUACGGGCUUCUCCAACCUUUAUCCGACGGCCUGAAGCUAUUAGUAAAAGAAUCUGUAUUACCGAGCCAGGCCAACAAGGGGCUAUUCUAUUUGGCACCCUUCAUCACCUUGACCCUUAGCUUGUUGGGUUGGGUACCAAUCCCAUUUGCAAAGGCAUCUCCCCUUGCCGAUAUGAGCCUUGGACUCCUUUACCUUAUGGCCCUAUCCUCUUUAGGAGUCUAUGGAGUCCUGCUAGCCGGUUGGUCUGCUAACUCAAAAUACGCUUUCAUAGGUUCCUUAAGAUCCACUGCUCAGCUUGUUAGCUAUGAGCUACCAUUUGCCUUGCUGAUAUUAAUAGUAGUGAUUAUUCCCGGGAGUCUAUCCUUAUCUCACAUCAUCGAGGCUCAGGAACCGGUGUGGUACCUUGUGCCACUAUUACCUAUCUGGGUAUUAUGGGUAAUGGUUGUUGUUGCAGAAACGAAUAGAGCGCCAUUUGAUCUCCCUGAGUCUGAGUCAGAAUUGGUCGCGGGAUUUUUCACAGAGCAUUCGGCUCUACCCUUCGCCUACUUUUUCCUUGCGGAAUACGGUUCCAUGAUACUGAUAUCUGUCUUAAGUUCUAUUCUUUUCUUAGGAGGUUACCUUCUUCCUGGUGACAUUUCCACUUCCCCUGUGUUAGAAUCUUUGGUCCUAGGUGUCAAGAGUUGUUUCUUAUUGUUCCUUUUAAUUUGGAUCCGCGCAUCAUUCCCACGGGUUCGGUUCGAUCAGCUCAUGUAUCUCUGCUGGGCUGGCUUAAUACCUAUUCUUUUUGGUUUAGUUGUUCUUGUCCCUUCUAUUUUAGGAAAGUAUCUCUUAGAGAGACUUUUUAAUCGCACUAGUCCAGAGAAUAACACGACACCACAAGGCCCUUAUACACUUGAGCAGUUCCUUGAGAUGGUGACAGAGCCUGGGGCCACAUCUAUUCAGCUUUGGAGCAAACAUAAGCGAUACGCACUGACCGGGCCCAUUAGGGCGGGGGGUUCGGGGAGCUGA